AUGAAUGGGAGACGCAUGGCUGUCCCGACUAAUCUGGCAACAUUCAUCGAAGGCGAUAAUUGGGACGAGAGCGAAAUGAAACGACGCAAAAGCACCACGCAGCAGUUUGGAGUCAUCGGCAUAAAUCUAAGGCCUAACGAGGAGGCGGACGGAGAGGGGGUCUCUGAGGGGGAGACGGGGGAGACUUCAAUGCCAGCGCCUUCGUCUGCGGCGAACUCUCCGCACGCUGCCGCCCACGAGGACCGCAUUCACCAGAGAGAAGCAGAGAAGGACCUCAGCGAACACAGACCUGCGGCUGUGUUUACCUCUGUCCACUCCGACAUCAGCUCAGUAUUCCGUCUCGCCGCUCCAUCCAUCAGGCUGAAGGACGCUCCUGUCGCUGGUGUUUGCACAGAAGUGUUUGGAGAUGAUCGUCCUUGA
Knipowitschia caucasica is the source of this 420-nucleotide messenger RNA. NCBI's taxonomy places the organism in Eukaryota, Metazoa, Chordata, Actinopteri, Gobiiformes, Gobiidae. The record is from the annotation of a GenBank genome assembly.